GCUCUGGGAUUAAAUGUGUGUACCACCACACCCAGGAAGUAGUAUAUUUUCAUUGCUGUUUUCUAGGGCAAGAACUCUGAAAGAAGGAGCAUCACACAAUGUCUAAACAGAAAGUUAGCCCUGUUGGAGAAGGAGAAGCCAUGGGUCCAUCACCAAAGAAAAGGUACACCAUGGAUAUGGCGUCAAAUAAAUCUCUUGAAGCUCCCAUCAAGGCGAAGGGAGAAGGUGCUACUGUUAUCCAGAAAGCCCAGGUGGGGACGAUGGAGGGUGAUUCCAAGUCACCCAAAGUCUACCUGAAAGAAUGUGACGAAAACCAGCUUAAUCCUGUGGCAGGAGAAGCCAUUCUCCCAAGUCCACGUGGUUCUCUGCCUGAUGACUCUCUUCAUCGCAAAGAUGAUGUCACAGUUGCAGGGGGAAGUGUUAGCCGUGACAACUCUGCAGACACUGCUACUGCACCAGCAACACCUUCAUCGGAAGCUGGCCCCUAUGUGUCCCCACGGAACCGAACUGUAACUAAUUAUGAAAUAAAACAUGCCCUGAUGUCAGAAAUCCGACGCUAUGGACGCCAAUAUGGAAGGAUUUUCAAGCUGCUUGAAGAAGUGCAGGGACCUCUGGAAGCCCGGAAAGAGUUGGUAGAGUUCACCAUCAAGGAAGCGGCAAGGUGGGUGGGCGCACAGGGGCACCGCAGAUCUUCACGCAGUGCUUGGGUGAGGGGUGGAGAACAGCGCCUGCUUGGAGUCUUAGUCCCUGGCCCAACUUUAUAGCUAAGGCUGAUGACGUAGACAUCUAGGUUGAUGUCACUUGUGUUGGACACAUCCUUCCAGGCCUACUCAACCCACCUUUGUCAUGGUAGUCUUGAGCUGGGCACUGAUCUCAGUAGACACCCUUCAUAUUGCCUAGAGUACCUGGUACCUGCAAUGUACUGACUAUUCCCACAGAUGGUGAGCUCCUGCCUUGGGUCACACAGCACUUCCUACGACACAGGUGCUUUGGGUGUCUUUUUCUUACAUGGUGUUUAUGUUUAUUUUCAGAUUUAAAAGACACCACUUAAUACAUUAUCUCAAGGAGAUCCUGGAAAAAUUAAUGCCAGAAAGCUCUCUCAAGAACGAUGAUCUACACCCAAGUGUGUGAUCCUGUUAUUACUGUGGUCAGCAAGAUACAACAAAUACUUUAAUGUGUUUCUGAAUGUAGCAGGGGGAUACUGAAGCCUCCUAGCAUGUAUUAGCUAAGAUAAGUACCUCUAAGAAAACUGUCUUAAACUACUUUGAAUAAAAGAUGGGCUUUUUCCCUAUG
Molecule: messenger RNA, 1293 nt
Organism: Mesocricetus auratus (golden hamster)
Lineage: Eukaryota; Metazoa; Chordata; Mammalia; Rodentia; Cricetidae
Product: integrator complex subunit 6-like
Exons: 3
Coding region: 99-764 (221 amino acids)
Biological process (GO): snRNA 3'-end processing
Cellular component (GO): integrator complex
Source: RefSeq, a predicted model, not a curated record